AUGAAAGUGCGGUCUGCCGCGCGGGCGAAAUCUGCCGGCCGCGAGGGCAUCUGCCGGCGCUCGUCUGCCAAAGUGGCGCCAGAGUGGAGAACUGGAGGCUGCAUAUUCAAACGGCCCGAGGCGGUCUACCGUCCGGCGGCGGCGGUCUACCGUUCGGCGGCUGAAAAAGGGGUAGACGAGUCUACCGCGGUCUACCAAGUCUACCGGUAG
Messenger RNA from Emiliania huxleyi CCMP1516, 210 nucleotides. RefSeq lists its product as hypothetical. Bases 1 to 210 code for a protein of 69 amino acids. The transcript is spliced from 2 exons. The record is from RefSeq and is a predicted model, not a curated record. Lineage: Eukaryota; Haptophyta; Isochrysidales; Noelaerhabdaceae.